UUAUCAGCCUGGCUGCCAGCCUGGCUUUGGCGUGUGCUGGCAUGUGCCAUGUGUGUUCGUGCACGGCUGUGGGCGACGGGAGGAAGGAAUAUAAAGAUGAUCUCAGAGCCGGCAGUGGUGCAGAGGCAGCUUUGCCAUGCUUGGAUUUCCUUGAAGGCGGAAAACACCUGCUGACCGGUCGCCGGGGAAACCGUCACGAGGAACAGAGUCCGGAGUCACUGUGGCUAGGAACGAGCAGCCCUUGGUGCGCCAGGGCCUCUCAGCGUCGACAUCAGCGCAGGCUUCCUGCGGGCAAGUCCCCCGGGCCAGCCCAGUCCCAGCCAGCGCCGGACUCUGAGCUUUGAACUCGCCCUCUGCCGAGUUGCAGACGGACAGACAGGAGCGCGGCCAGGGGAUGAGGGAAGCGUGUCCGAUGGAGCCCCAGCUCAAUGGAGCGGACAAUGCCCUGGGCGAGGCGCGGGAGCCAGCAGGAUCUGCCCAAGCAGAUCCUGGGAAGUGAGGUCAACACUCAAGUGAGAGGAAUGUGCUGGUGGGCAAAGGGCCAUGUGCUUGCAGCAAGUGUGUUCAUUCUCUGGGCCCGGCCCUUUAAGGAAAUGGUAUUUGGAGCAACGCCUCCCUACAAACUCGACUGGGCUGGUCCCAACAAGCUGGGCCAGCUGAAUACAAGGCAUCCCUUCCCAUUCCCAGCCAGCUGGGAGGAGGCUGAGGGGCAGGAGCAUCAGAGCCAGGAGAGGAGUGUGUGAGGCAGACAGGCUGGAGUGCAGCAGGGAUCCGGAGCCCAGCAGAGCGAGUGGGAACCCAUGGGAGCCGGGGUGGGACGCGACCCCUCAGCUGUCUCAGUGAUGAGGCCCCGGAUGGGUGUUUGGACAGAGCUGUGGACUGAUUGAGCUGCGGCUGGUUGGCAUGUGCUCAGGCGGCCUGGCUGACCCUGCCGCCAGCUCCGGGAAACUCAAGAAGAGCAAGAAGAAGAUGCUGGAGCUGAAGAAGUGGCAGAGCCUGGAGGAGACGGGGAGCGAUGCCCCCCAGCCAAGGAAGCACCCCAGCCUCUCUAGAUCAAAGACCUAUGACCUGUCUUUCUCCAAAGAGACCGAACAGGAGCCGGCUCUGAGCAGGCAGAGGGCCACCUCGUCCUCUUUAGCCAAGCGCCUGGCGAGCUACCACAAGGCCUUCAAGGAGAUGCCCGAGGAGGAGUCCCUACUGGACAGUGUCUCCUGUGCCUGGCAGAGGGAAGUCCCCUAUCACGGGCGCCUCUACGUCUCCCAGAACUACAUCUGCUUCCACUGCAGCAUGCUGCUCCGGGACGUCAAGGUGGUGAUCCCCAUCUCCUCCAUCGCCGUCCUCAAGAAGGCCAACACGGCGCUGCUGGUGCCCAACGCCCUCAGCAUUCGGACCGUGGAGGGUGAGAAGUUUCUCUUUGUCUCGAUGCGGACCCGGGAGGCCACGUACCAGCUGCUGCGAUCGGUCUGCAAACACCUGCAGGACGGGAGCACGAGCACCAGCCCCCUGGCCUCGCCCGCCAACACCAGCUCCGAGCAGCUCCGCGAGAAGUCUCUGACCUCGAGCCAGUCGGACCUGGAGCUGAACCCCCCCGAGUCUGACGGCCUCCUGGACCAGCAAGACGGGCUGGGCCCGAAGCAGAGCAGAGAGGGCGAGGAGAUGGCAGUGCCGAGCAAAGAGGGGGCGUGGCCAGGCAGGCAGACGAAGAAGACGCCCAGGGGCUGGUGGGCGCAACUGAGCACCCUCAACGUCGUCAUCCUCAUCUACCUGCUGCUGGUGGUGGUGUUGCUACUGUCCUCGGGGUACAUCGGCCUCAGGAUCGUGGCCCUGGAGCAGCAGCUGAUGUCAAUGGGGGCCUGGCCAGAGCUCGACCUGCAGCACCAAUACAAGACGACCUGAAACCAGGGCGGAGUCAGGCUGCGCUCAGCGCCAGAGCCUCGUGCCCCCGAAGGACCAGGCUUGCUGCUGGCAGAUGCCACCCUUAAAAAUGGGCUGGAAUCCCAUGGCUACGCAUCAGCUCUCCCCCCCCAUCCUGAGCUGUGUCUUGCCCUCAGCUGAGCUGGGGCUGAUUUUUAAGGAGACUGGGGGAGGGAAAUUAACCAACAAGGCCUGGACCAGGAACCACUCCUCGCUGCUGAAAUGCAGACAGAGCAGUGCGGAUGCAGAGGACAAGUUGAACUUCUCCUUCUGAGCGGUCAGGAGCUUCAACACUGUGCCUUAAAGACCCCCCUGUGCUGCGUUUCAUAGCGCACCAGCUUCCCUUUGGCAACCUGCAGAAGCCCUGGUGCAGCUGAUUUCGUUGCACUCGGGCUUCCCACUCAGCCACACGGUUUGCAACCUCAGCUGUACCGGACGCAGGGAUUGAACUGCACUGAGCAAGCAACUUUCACGCAACCCUCAGCUGAGGCAGCAAAACCGUGAUGGAAUCGGUCCGGCUGCUGCGUCCUUGUGCCAAAAAGGAAAGGGGCGUUUUCGGCUUCCGCCUGGGGCCCUUGGCGAGAACACAGAUCACAGCUCCAGCCGGGCCGGGAGGGGAGCCCUGUCCCGCGUGAGCAGCUGCAUGGCUGUCACAGUAGCUGUGCAAGGGCGCUGGCCUGCCAGGCCCCAGAGGCAAGGACAAGCCUCCUGCUGACCUCCCUAUGGCGUUUCACUCCUCCAGCACUGAGUGUCACGGGGACGCUCUGGGCCCCAGCGGGGCUCCCUUCGGGCACGGGCUGCUGGGGGGGG
Caretta caretta (loggerhead turtle) is the source of this 2724-nucleotide messenger RNA. RefSeq lists its product as uncharacterized. The record is from RefSeq and is a predicted model, not a curated record. Lineage: Eukaryota; Metazoa; Chordata; Testudines; Cheloniidae.